CUCAUCCCAAAAGACGCCACCGUUAUCAUUCCCUCAUACGCGAUCCAUCGACCAGAGCAAAUGAAGUACACAAACCCGGAUACGUUCGACCCAAGUCGCUACAUCAACCACCCACGCUUGGCAAGUGACUAUGCAGGCAGUCCCGACUUCAACAACCGAGACCACUACGGCUAUGGUGCAGGUCGUCGUAUCUGCCCCGGUAUGCACCUCGCAGAGCGAACGCAGUGGCGAGCUAUUGCCAAGAUCCUCUGGGCAUUUGAUAUAGAGCUUGCCGUCAAUCCAGCGACGGGGCAGAAAAUUGUACCUGAUCCGGAGGCUUUCAAGGAAGGAAUUGCGCAUAGGCCUAAGCCGUUCAAG
Messenger RNA from Fusarium oxysporum Fo47, 357 nucleotides. RefSeq names its product cytochrome P450. The annotation marks the transcript as partial. Lineage: Eukaryota; Fungi; Ascomycota; Sordariomycetes; Hypocreales; Nectriaceae. Gene Ontology annotation, molecular function: heme binding; oxidoreductase activity, acting on paired donors, with incorporation or reduction of molecular oxygen; iron ion binding. The transcript has a single exon. The record is from RefSeq and is a predicted model, not a curated record.